Molecule: messenger RNA, 720 nt
Organism: Acaulospora colombiana
Lineage: Eukaryota; Fungi; Glomeromycota; Glomeromycetes; Diversisporales; Acaulosporaceae
Source: the annotation of a GenBank genome assembly
AUGCUUACUACCACCGUCUCCUCAAAAAUGUUGUCAAGUAUGGCAAAAUCUGAAGGCUUCUAUUUUGAAGAAACCCUGACCGGUUUCAAAUGGUUAGGAAAUGCUGCGACAGAGCUAAAAAAAAAAGGAUAUGAUCCAUUUUUUGCUUAUGAGGAGGCGAUUGGAUUUAUGAUUGGUGAUGUGGUUAUGGAUAAGGAUGGUAUAAGUGCUUUGGCAACAUUUGGAGAACUAUUGGUACAGCUAGAGAAGAGAAAUAUAAGUGUUAAAGAUUAUUUGGAAGAGUUGUAUCAAAACUAUGGGUACUUUUUGACAGAUAACUCAUACUUUAUCUGUCAUUCCCAACCUACAAUGGAUGAAAUUUUCGAUAAAAUAAGGUAUGGCGAAAACCCGACAAAACCAUCUGAUUCAGAUUACCCUUAUUCGUAUCAACUUUCAUACCCUACAACGCUAGCUGGCUACAAAGUCACCUACGUUCGAGAUUUAACAAUCGGCUAUGAUACCAGUAGGCCAGAUAAAAAACCAACACUGCCGGUAUCCGAAAGUUCCCAUAUGAUCACCUUUGGAUUAGAAAACGGUGGAACUGAACCAAAGAUCAAGUACUAUUUCGAAUUAUCGGGAACAGAUCGUGAAAAGGUUAAAAUGGAGUUGAAAGAAAUAGUUAAAAGAGCGACAAAUGUAUUAUUGGAACCCGAGAAAUAUGGGUUAGGAUAUAGAAAGUGA